AUGAAUAUGUUUUCUUUUGGGUUGUGUGCCAAAGCACGGCCUGCUUUACUAUUGAAAGGACCGUUUUUUCUGGCAGGUCCUGCAUACCAGGCAGCAACAUGUCGUCAAUUGUCUGCCCUCAACAGGGUGAAGAUUUCACAUGCAAACAAUCUGGCACUUGUCAUAACCAAACGACAGAUACAGUUUAAACCUUCGGAACGAAAACUUCCAGUGCAGCUGUCUCGGAACAACUGGGAUAAGGUACCCUCUGAUUUUGAGCUGGUUUACCAAAACAGCCUGAAGAACUGGAUCUGGGGAUAUUACAUAACCCAGACAGUUAUGGUCUCCGGUUGUUGCUUGUUUGCUUUUUACGAGUUACAGGAUCUGUUGAAUACGUUGUCCAAACGUGACCUCCAGCUCGCAUUUGUAUGCUGCAGCAUAUUUUUUUUAUCCUUUGCUUUUUACAACGUUUUUGCAUCACGCGCAUGUAUUAGGAUCUACUACAACUCUCAGACCGGACAGUUUGUAGCAGUGCGGAGAACUUUUUGGGGUCACCUGCGGAAAAUCUUUUAUACACCUUCAGAUGUUACUGUAUGUGACAAAAACAUUGGCGAUGCAGAGGCUAAAAUCAUAAUCAAGGUGAAGGGUAAAAAGUUUAAUCUGUUAUCAGAUGACUUUGAAUCACCUAUAUUCUUCAACAUGCAUUGUUAUAAUGCAGGAGAAAGAAACUAA
Messenger RNA from Candidula unifasciata, 711 nucleotides. Lineage: Eukaryota; Metazoa; Mollusca; Gastropoda; Stylommatophora; Geomitridae. The record is from the annotation of a GenBank genome assembly.